Trifolium pratense (red clover) is the source of this 1998-nucleotide messenger RNA. RefSeq lists its product as uncharacterized. The transcript has 8 exons. NCBI's taxonomy places the organism in Eukaryota, Viridiplantae, Streptophyta, Magnoliopsida, Fabales, Fabaceae. Gene Ontology annotation, cellular component: membrane. The record is from RefSeq and is a predicted model, not a curated record. Bases 539 to 1519 code for a protein of 326 amino acids.
UGUCUUUCCAAUAAGAUGAAAUAGUGAUCACUGAUCACCCAACAAAUCCAAAAGGCAUCUUAUUCCUUUAUCUAUCACCAAAUUCCUUGUAAUCAAGCAAAGCAUCUAUACUUCAUGUCUCUCAAUUUUACUUCUCAACAUUAGUGAAUGAAGUAUCUUAUUUAUUUAUUUUUUAUUUCAUUUGAAUGAAGUGUUAAACUUUAUGUACUUUUGUCUAAGUUCAUCUCAAGCAAGGAAUAUAAGUGUCAUUGGCUUAAAAAAUUUAUGAGCAAGCUUAUUAUGCUUUUAGUUUUUUAGGUUCAUUUUCUCCUACAUUUGAAUGGUUUGGUUGCAUUUAUGUUGUGAUCACUCUUCUACAUUUUCUAAAUGCAUUUUUUUUGUUACUAUUAGAAUUCAUACAAUUUGCAACAUUUUGGCAUUAAAGUGAUCUUUGUAAUAUCUCAAUAAUUUCAUCAUUCUUUGAAUGAGUAGAGAAUUAUAGUCUAAUUAUCAUUAAAAGGGUUGAUAAUAUUGCAUCAAGAAUAAUCAUACAUUACUCAUGAGUUUCAUAACAUGGUCACCAAGCCAUACAUGGCAACCAACAAUGACAACAGAUACAACUACAACAAGUUAUUGGUUGAAUGUGAGAUUCUUCAUUUGUGCACUAUGGCUUUUGAUUUCAAUGACACUAGGAUCUUAUUUAAUUUUCAAGUAUGAAGGAUUCAAUAAACAAAGGGGAGAAAAUCAUGAAGAAAUAGAUGGAUUGUUGUAUGAAGAUGAAGCUUGGAAUACAUGUCUUGAAGGAAUUGAUCCAUCUUGGCUUCUUAUUUAUAGAAUAAUUUCUUUUAUUGUUCUUUUGGCUUUGAUCAUUGCUAAUGUGGCUGCUGAAGGAACUGGCAUAUUUUACUACUAUACUCAAUUGACAUUUACUCUGGUCACAAUUUACUUUGGGCUUGGAUCCUGUUUUUCAAUAUAUGGAUGUUUAUUGAAAGACAAUGAAUUUGGUGACAGAACAAUUAAUGAUGCUUCUUUAGAUAUUCCUGAACUGCCUAAGAGUCCUGAUCAGGAAUUCCAUACCAGAGAAAUUGCUGGUGUAUGGGGUUACAUUUUUCAAAUAAUUUAUCAGACUUGUGCAGGUGCUGUAAUACUCACUGACAUUGUAUUCUGGUUCAUCCUUUAUCCAGUGAGAACAUCCAAUCAUUACAGUCUUGAUUUUUUGAUUUUUUGCAUGCACACCAUGAAUGUUGUUUUCCUCCUUGGUGAUACAUCAUUGAAUUGCAUGAGAUUUCCGGUGUUUCGAUUCGCAUAUUUUAUCUUGUGGACAGCUGCAUUUGUGAUUAUUCAGUGGAUAAUCCAUGUUUUUGUUUCAAUUUGGUGGCCUUACCCUUUCCUUGACUUAUCAAAUUCACAUGCACCCUUAUGGUACUUGGUAGUGGCUCUCAUGCAUUUCCCAUGCUACGGCUUAUUUGUUUUGAUAGUAAAGUUGAAGCAUUUUCUGUUAUCUAGAUCAUUUCCUGGAUCAUCUAGAAAUGUACAUUGAUAACACAUUCCAAAAAUAUCAAUAUCUUUGAAUGAGUGUUUUAUACUUUAGCUAGCAUAAGUAACAGAAGCAUUUUGAAAUUUAGAUUUAGAGUAUAGCUUAUAGCUUAUGUACACAUAUUCAUCUUUUCCAUGUCUCUUGUUGCAUGUCCUCAACUCUUUCAGAACUACAAGCCUUUAGAAGAAUGCAUUAAGUAAGCCUAAUAUCAAAUAUUUUGACCUAUCGAUCUCGACCAUUGAUUUGAAAAAGACGCAUUAUAAUAAUCCCUUUAGUAUGUAGUAGUAUUAUGUAGUAGUCAAUCUCGAUCAUUAAUUUGAGGUCAUGAUACUUCAUACACAUACACAAAAACAAUCUCAAGCUUAGUUUAGAUCGGACGGUUGUAUGGAAUUUGUUUCUUGUUUAUUAUGUAUAUAUGUAUCAAAUUAUCUUUGUACGAGAAAUUCAUAAUCAAUUUUAUGUAUGAAGUUUAGUUAUAUUAA